This is a messenger RNA of Trichoderma citrinoviride, 1008 nucleotides long. RefSeq lists its product as hypothetical. The transcript has 3 exons. Bases 1 to 1008 code for a protein of 335 amino acids. The record is from RefSeq and is a predicted model, not a curated record. Lineage: Eukaryota; Fungi; Ascomycota; Sordariomycetes; Hypocreales; Hypocreaceae.
AUGCUGCGUCUAGCCCUGCUCCCUCUACUUACCGGAGUGGCCCUCGCCGCCACUGGCGAUGUCACCUUGACCAGCACGGGAUGUGCCGACUCUUCUGGAUUCGAGAAGUGUCAAAAGCAAGCAAACGACCAGCUCAGCUCCUGUAUCGCCCAGGCCAAGAAGGACAACAGCCAGCAAGAACUCUUGGCUUGCGGCUGUCAGAACUAUGUCGACAACUACAACUGCUAUUCUGCCUCCUGCUGGAACCGCGUCUGGGAGUGCGAGUACCAGGAAUACAUCAUUGACUACUUCAUCAACUGUCCCAUCGCCAAGCUGCCUGUGCCCUACUUCCCCGCGCCCAACAAGGCUCCCGAUGCGUGCUCUUGCAACGUGGGCAAGGUCUUCCUCGCAAUCCAGGACGCCAUCCAGGAGACGGCGACAUGCUCCAACAAUGCAAACUCGGGCGACGCCAGCAGCAAUCUGCAGCAGAUUCAGGGGUGCGACUGCUGCGAGAUUAGCGGUGCUCUCUCGAGUCUCUACAACAUCUGCCCCGAUACCGACCCCAAACUCAUCGGACUCUCAGACGUCUCUGAGCUUCAGUCGCAGCUCAACACCGACUUCAACUCGUGCGGUUCAUAUUUGGAUACGUACGACUGCGUAAAUGACUUGGGAUACUCACUUGAUGGAGUUACCAAAUACUACAAGCCGACGGACGUCGUCCCAGGCGGAACGGCGACGCUCAGCAAUGCUGCUGGAACCGUGACGUCUCCUGCUAGUGGCACCGUCUUUUCCUAUACCAACGGGGGCGAUGGAACCGUGUAUACGAUUACCGCUGCGGGCCAUGUGCAGGCUUCGGGCGACUCUGGCUCCCGGUCUGGAUCAGAUUCCGGGUCUGGAUCUGGCGGAUCGGACGGAUCGGAUGGCUCAGCCUCCAGCAGCUCACAGACUACGGGCUCCGGCGACGCAGCCACAACGAUAGCAAGCUCUCAAGGAAGAGCCAUGGUCGUGCCUCUCAUUGCUUGUUUCUAG